Pteropus alecto (black flying fox) is the source of this 1014-nucleotide messenger RNA. It is a transcript of the gene MPC2, whose product is annotated as mitochondrial pyruvate carrier 2. The record is from RefSeq and is a predicted model, not a curated record. Gene Ontology annotation, biological process: pyruvate import into mitochondria. Gene Ontology annotation, cellular component: mitochondrial inner membrane. NCBI's taxonomy places the organism in Eukaryota, Metazoa, Chordata, Mammalia, Chiroptera, Pteropodidae. Bases 33 to 416 code for a protein of 127 amino acids. Gene Ontology annotation, molecular function: pyruvate transmembrane transporter activity. The transcript is spliced from 5 exons.
CCCGGCCGCCCACGAUCGACUCGCCUGCAGACAUGUCAGCCGCCGGCGCCCGGGGCCUGCGGGCCACCUACCAUCGGUUCCUCGAUAAAAUCGAGUUCUUGCUGCCUGAGAAAUUGAGGCCCUUGUACAACCACCCGGCAGGUCCUAAAACAGUUUUUUUCUGGGCUCCAAUUAUGAAAUGGGGAUUGGUGUGUGCUGGAUUAGCUGACAUGGCCAGACCCGCAGAAAAACUCAGCACAGGGCAAUCUGCUGUUUUGAUGGCUACAGGGUUAAUUUGGUCAAGAUACUCGCUUGUAAUUAUUCCAAAAAACUGGAGUCUGUUUGCUGUGAAUUUCUUCGUUGGGACAGCGGGAGCCUCUCAGCUCUUUCGUAUUUGGAGGUAUAACCAAGAAUUGAAAGCUAAAGCAAACAAAUAAAAGAGCUCUUGAUCACUCAAACAACCUAGAUGUGGACAGAACCACUAAGACCUAGUUUGAUUUAUUGUUUGGUUGUUGGUAAAGUGAUGCUAACUGUGCUAACAAUUGGAAGGCAUAAAAAAUUCUCAUUUAAUUGGGAGCUAGUACUUGAUUCAGCAAGAAAUAAAGCACAUUUUUAAUAGCAGUGUCUCUUUACACAUGACUUAAGGAACUUAUCUGUGGAUAUUAGUAACAUUUUCCCCUGCUAUUUGCCCGUAAUAAAUCCUACUUGCUCCGACAUGCCCCUGGCCUCCUUCUAUUCUAGCCGUCCAAAGUGUGUGCAUAUAGGAGCACACACAUUCAGUCGAGUCAAAAGAUAGUUGAAAGGUUAAGUCAUCUGCUGCACAGUGAAGACAUAGAUUACUGCAUAUAAGAAAUAAUUAACAGUCUUUUGGACUUGAGCUCCAAUUGGUGUGCAGAGCUUUCUUCUGAAAAUCCUGGUAAAGCCUGUCCUGGUUAGAACCGUAGCCAGAGGAAUCAGCAAAGUAAGUUCUUUCUGAAUUUACCAAAGCAAGUGACAAAAGAACUUUUUCAAUAAAAAUGUAACAAUCAAAAUUCA